AUGUCCGGCCUCUACCGCGCCAUGCAACGCACUGCGCACGAGCAGCCCGUCAUCUUCUACUCGCUCGUCAUCGGGUUUGCGGGCCCCGCGCUUGUGUUCGGCGUCCCCCCCAUCCGCAAGCCCAUGGGCUGGCAGCCCGCGAACCGCGUUCCUACCACCUAUCCCCUGCCCGACCGUCCCCGCCGCCCAACGACUGGCUACGAGGACGCUUAG
Cutaneotrichosporon cavernicola is the source of this 213-nucleotide messenger RNA. RefSeq lists its product as uncharacterized. NCBI's taxonomy places the organism in Eukaryota, Fungi, Basidiomycota, Tremellomycetes, Trichosporonales, Trichosporonaceae. The transcript is spliced from 4 exons. The coding region runs from base 1 to 213 and encodes 70 amino acids. The record is from RefSeq and is a predicted model, not a curated record.